This is a messenger RNA of Panicum virgatum (switchgrass), 1719 nucleotides long. RefSeq names its product DNA repair protein RAD5B-like. The record is from RefSeq and is a predicted model, not a curated record. NCBI's taxonomy places the organism in Eukaryota, Viridiplantae, Streptophyta, Magnoliopsida, Poales, Poaceae. Gene Ontology annotation, molecular function: nucleic acid binding; hydrolase activity, acting on acid anhydrides, in phosphorus-containing anhydrides; zinc ion binding. The transcript has 3 exons. Bases 526 to 1422 code for a protein of 298 amino acids.
UUCCCUCCACCAUCGCCUCCCAACCGCGCUCCAAUCCUCUUCGGCUCUUCGCCGGAAUCUACUUUCGUAUCCUCACCGCCGACAGGUCGCUAUGGCGUGCGAGGAUCCCGACCACCGCGGCCCGCCGGAGCGGUCCUCCGACCAGCCCGCCCUCUUCGAUGACGACAUGGCCGCCUUCGGCGCCGUCCUCGGCGCGGACCUCCCUUUGGCCGCGGCGGUCGACGCGCUCACCCGCUGCAGCGGCGACACCGAGCGGCCCAUCAAAUGGCUCCCGGACAAUGCCGCCGACCGCGAUGGCGGCGACGUCGAGCCGGAGAAAGGUCCUGCUGGUGUUGCCGCUCCGGUGCCUGCUCCGAGGGGCGUCACUGCGGAGCGCGGCGGUGCCGGCGGCGCUCUCCCCGCGCGGCCGCCGCCUCCGGUGAAGGUUGAAGCCGUGGCCGGGGUCAGGGUUGAGGUCAAGACGGAGCCAAUCGAUGCCGACGAGGUGAAGGUGAAGAUUGAAGCUCCCGAAGAGGUGAGGGGAAGAUGAAGGUUGAAGCUCCCGGCGAGGCCGAGGUCAAGGUGAAGAUGGAGGUUGAAGCUCCCGGCGAGGCCGAGGUCAAGGUGAAGAUGGAGGUUGAAGCUCCCGGCGAGGCCGAGGUCAAGCAGGAGGAUGAGGCCGAUGUCAAGGAAGAGGAGCCGCGCGGUUCGCCCAUCAAAGGUCAGGUUUUUUCACCGCGCCGUGUGAAGGAGGAUGAGAGUGACUGCAGCGAAGCCGAGGUGGAGGUGGUGGAACCCUCGGCGAGGUCCAAGAAGAGGCCCCACGAAGACGACGGCGUGGUCUUCAUCGACCUGACGACGUCCCACCCGGCGCCGUACCUCAACCCGAAGCCCAUCCGCGCGAUGCCGCCGCCGGGGGCCAUCCCGAAGAACGAGUGGAGGAUGGUGGUGGCGUCGCCACCGGCGGAGCUGGACGAGUACCCACCGGACCGCCGCGAGUGGUGCUUCUUCAAGAAGUCGUAUGCCACCGGGCUGUCGACGUGCCGCGGGAGGAAGCUGCUCGACGGCGGCGAGGUCGUCCACUUCGCGUUCCCGUCGCACGACAGGCUCCGUGGCGGGAUCAGGAUGUCGUACAGGCAGGAGGCUGCUCUGAUGGAGAUCGUGCGCUUCUCGACCAACCGAUCUGGAGAGAUUGGGAAGCUGUCUCCCGUGUGGGCAAAGUGCCUUGCCCCGCUGGUAAAUUCUUCCACGAUCAAGGUCCAGGGGAAGAUUGUGUUUCCGAUGAUGGAGCUGAGGCUGAUGCAGGAAGUUUUGCUGUAUGUCAGCUUCUACGUCCACCGCUCAUCCAUGUGCCUGAUUGCUCCUGAAAACGCUCACCAUCCAGACAAUCCUCUUCGCGGCCUGUUCAAGUUGCUCCGGAGAUUCGGCGUACCUGAAGUCUGAAGCCCCUGUGCCCAGUCGACAUCGAUGGCCGCGCUUGGAAAGGAAGGGCAAGUUUGCCAUAAGUUUUAGGAACUCGCUAGGAAUAGAGUAGUAGUGCAUCGGUUCACCGUGCUGGCUAAUUUUGCUCUAAUCUUGCCGCACGGCAUGGCUUCUAAGCGUUCUUGUAUCUAUGCCGCCCCCAGUUAACUCUGAUUUCUACUCCUAGCUCUGCUAGGCUAAUGGUGUCGUCCCGUGUUGAAACUUGAAAUGUUGAGCUUGAGCGAUGGUGUCGGGUUCAUUGUUUUCAAACAUCAUGCA